AUGAAAGACUGGCGAAGGCCUCCCAAUGGUGUGUUAUAUGUGCCGAAAAGAAGUAUGAGUCAGUGAUUAAAAAUGUUUUUCCUGGGUUCUUCGAUUUUUCUAAAUUGUCUUAGUGGUUUCGCGAUUAUUUCUGUAUCUAUCUACUUUUAUAUCGGAUACAAAUUAAGUUAUUGGAAGAGAAAAGGAAUCCCUUCGCCUCCCACUCACUGGUUAUUUGGAAACUUCAAAGAUGCCAUUCUUGGUCGAACUUCUGUUGGUGAUCUCCUCGGUAAACUCCACAAAGAAGCAGGGGACGAGCCAUUCAUUGGAAUUUACGUAAUGCAUAAACCACUUUUCCUCAUGAGAGAUCCAGAGCUAAUCAAGCAAAUUCUCGUGAAAGAUUUUCAUAUCUUUCAGAACCGUUAUUUUUCUUCAGCAAAAUCCAAAGACCUUAUUGGUAGCACUGGACUCUUUUCGAUUGACAAUCCUAAAUGGAAAUAUUUGAGGACAAAGCUUUCCCCAGCUUUUUCUACUGGAAAACAGAAAAAACUUUUCGCGCUAAUGAUAGAAACCUCAGAAAAUAUGAGAAAUUUUCUUGAUAAUCAGUUUAACGAGAGUGAAAAAGUAAAAAAUGUAGAUACAUAUAUUGUGGCUGUUCGAUAUAUCACGGAUGUUAUAUCUUCCCUUGCUUAUGGAGUGAAAAUCAAUUCCUUUGGAAAUGAUCAAGAAUAUUUCAACCGUAGUCACGAACCUUUCAAGAAAUCUUUCAUAGGAUCAAUUUGGCUCUUUGCAAUCUUUUUCUUUCCAGCACUCUCAACUUUCAUAAGUAUUUUUAAUGAAGGUAUAUUGGGAAGUUCUACAAAUUAUUUUCGAAAUUUGUUUUGGGAUGUGAUGAAUCAACGUGAAAAAUCAGGAACCAAGCGAGGAGAUACCAUUGAUUCAUUGUUGCAAAUAAAAAACGAGAGAGAUCAAUUAGAUUUCGAGAUUCCCGAUGACACACUUUUGGCGCAGCCUGUUAUUUUUUCUAUAGCUGGUACUGAGACCACUUCUAUAACAAUUGCACAAACACUUAUGGAAUUGGCAAAAAAUCCUGUUCUUCAGGGUCAAGUGAGACAAAAUAUUAAAGAAGAGUUGGAAAAACAUGGAUUCACAUAUGAAGGCAUUCAAGAAAUGAAACUUUUAUAUCAAGCCAUUUCUGAAACUAUGAGGCUUUAUCCUGCUGAACCUAUUAUUGACAGAGUUGCAUUACAAGAUUAUAAGAUUCCUGGAACAGAUAUUGUACUGAUAAAAGGUACAGCGGUUUAUGCAGCACUCAAUGGCCUUCAUGAAGAUCCAAGAUUUCAUAAAGAUCCGUUAAAAUACGAUCCUGACAGAUUCAGUGAGGAAAGAAAGUCUGAUAUUGUCCCCUGUACUUAUAUGCCUUUUGGAAUCGGUCCCAGAUCUUGCAUAGGAGAAAGAGUUGGAAUGCUGCUCACCGCAGUUGGAAUAGCAACAAUGCUACGAGACUACGAAGUUUCUCUAAACCCCUUGUAUAAAAAUGAAUUGGAUCCACGAGCAAUUUUUGUUCUACCUUUAGAUGGAGUUAAUUUAGAUUUCAAAAAAUUUAAUGAGACUGGAGAAGUCAAAAAUGUAGACUCUCAGAAUGUGUCUAUUAGAUGUGUCACGGAUGUUAUAUCUUCCCUUGCUUAUGGAAUGAGGACCAAUUCUUUUGGAAAUCAUGAAGAAUUUUUCAACUGUAUCAUUAAAAUGCUCUUCCUGGGUUCGUCCAUUUUUCUGAAUCUUCUUGGUGCUUUUGCGUUUAUUUCUAUAUCUAUUCACUUCUAUUCCGGAUACAAAUUACGUUAUUGGAAAAGAAAAGGAGUCCGUUCGCCACCCACUCACUGGUUGUUUGGAAACUUCAAAGAUGCCAUUCUUGGUCGAAUUUCUGUUGGUGAUCUCCUCGGUAAACUCCACAAAGAAGCAGGGGAUGAGCCAUUCAUUGGAAUUUACAUAGUGCAUAAACCAUUUUUACUCAUCAGAGAUCCAGAGCUGAUCAAACAAGUUUUCGUGAAGGAUUUUCAAAUCUUUCAGAAUCGUUAUUUUUCCGCUGUCAAAUCUAAAGACCUUAUUGCUAGUACUGGAAUAUUUUCUAUUAACAAUCCAGAAUGGAAAUAUCUGAGAAAUAAGCUUUCGCCAGCUUUUUCCAGUGGAAAGCAAAAGAAACUUUUCUCAUUAAUGAUAGAGUCUUCAGAAAAUAUGAGAAAUUUUCUUUGUGCUCAGUUUGACGAGACUGAAAAAGUCAAAAAUGUAGACUCUCAGAAUGUGUCUAUUAGAUAUGUCACGGAUGUUAUAUCUUCCCUUGCUUAUGGAGUGAGGACCAAUUCUUUUGGAAAUGAUCACGAAUUUUUCAACCGUAAUCGUGAACCAUUGGAGCCCUCUCGCAUAGGAUCAUUUAUGCUCUUUCUAGCCUUCUUUUUCCCAGUUCUCACUAUUUUCACAACUUUUUUCGAUAGGGGUAUAUUGGGAAGUUCUACUAAAUAUUUUCGCACUCUGUUUUGGGAUGUCAUGAACCAACGCGAAAAAUCAGGAAACAAACGAGGCGAUGCCAUUGACCCUUUGUUGGAAAUAAAAAACGAAAGAGACAAGCUAGAUUUUGAAAUUCCCGACGAUACACUUUUGGCGCAGUCUGUUAAUUUAUCUUUAGCCGGCACUGAAAGCAGUUCUGCAACAAUUGCAUUAACGCUUAUGCAACUCGCGAAAAAUCCUGUUUUCCAGGAUAGAGUGAGAAAAAACAUUCAAGAAGAGGUGGGAAAACACGGAUUCACAUAUGAAGGCAUUCAAGGCAUGACAUUUUUAUAUCAGGCGAUUUCUGAAACUAUGAGGCUUUAUACUGCAGUGCCAAUGCUUGAUCGAGUUGCAUUACAAAAUUAUACAAUUCCUGGAACAGAUAUUGUACUUGAAAAGGGAACACCGGUUUAUGUAUCAUUUUAUGGCCUCCAUGAAGAUCCCAGAUUUUAUAAAGAUCCAUUAAAAUACGAUCCAGACAGAUUCAGCGAGGAAAAAAAGGGAGAUAUUGUCCCUUGUACUUAUAUACCUUUUGGAAUAGGUCCCAGAGCUUGCAUAGGGGAGCGAGUUGGAAUGCUGCAAGUCGCAGUUGGACUGGCGACAAUCCUAGGAGACUACAAAGUUGCUCUAAGCCCUUUGCAUAAAUAUGAAUUAGAUCCACGAGCACUUUUUCUUCAAGUUUCAUCAGACGGAGUCAAAUUAGAUUUCAAAAAAGUUUCCAAUUAGGAUGAAAAAAUUCUUCUAGUA
Messenger RNA from Belonocnema kinseyi, 3270 nucleotides. RefSeq lists its product as uncharacterized. The coding region runs from base 73 to 3249 and encodes 1058 amino acids. Gene Ontology annotation, molecular function: heme binding; iron ion binding; oxidoreductase activity, acting on paired donors, with incorporation or reduction of molecular oxygen. The transcript is spliced from 11 exons. The record is from RefSeq and is a predicted model, not a curated record. NCBI's taxonomy places the organism in Eukaryota, Metazoa, Arthropoda, Insecta, Hymenoptera, Cynipidae.